Fusarium pseudograminearum CS3096 is the source of this 936-nucleotide messenger RNA. RefSeq lists its product as uncharacterized. The transcript has a single exon. The coding region runs from base 1 to 936 and encodes 311 amino acids. The record is from RefSeq and is a predicted model, not a curated record. Lineage: Eukaryota; Fungi; Ascomycota; Sordariomycetes; Hypocreales; Nectriaceae.
AUGUCAAAGACUCUAGCUGUUGUUGGCGCUACCGGCAAGCAAGGCGGCGCCCUCAUAAACUACAUCCUCAACGACCCAGAGCUCUCAAAGCAAUACACCAUCCGCGCCAUUGCCCGCGAUGUUGACUCUGAAAAGUCCAAAGACCUCAAGGCGCGCGACAUCCAAGUUGUUCAAGGCGACUUGGCCGAUCAAGCUUCCAUGAAGAAAGCCCUUACGGGUGCUCAGUACUUCUUCUUUGUGACCACGCCUUCGUGGACUGCUACCGACCUGAAGCCUGAAUACGAGAUCAUCAAGAAAACCGCUGAUACCGCUGUCGAAGCUGGGAUUGAAUACAUCAUCUUUAGCAGUCUUCCCAGCACUUCUGACAUCUCUGGUGGGAAAUACACCGCCAAUCAUCCCUUCGAUGCAAAGGCUGAAGGCGAGAAGUACAUCCGUACACUUCCCAUCAAGAAAGCAUUUGUUCGUCUCGCAUUCUUUCUCGAGAACAUCACUCAGAUUCCUCUCUGGCAACCUCAGAAAGACACCGAGGGGAACUGGAUUAUGUCUCUCCAGCUAUCACCCAAGACGCGCCUCCCAUGGAUUGACAACGGAAGCAACAUUGGAAGUUUCGUCGGUGCCAUCCUGGCUAAGCCAGAUAAAUACGACGGUGUUGGCUUUGAUGUGGCUGUUGGGCACUACAGCAUGGAAGAGCUCGUGGCUAUUGAGAGUAAAGCUACUGGAAAGGAGAUCAGGUACAAGCAGAUUUCUCCUGAGGAGUUUGCGGAGAAGUUGCCCAUCAUGAAGGAGGUUUAUGUCAAUGCUUUCCAUGCUGGUGAGGAGUUUGGGUACUUUGGUGCUGGGGGAGAAAAGUCUGUUGCUUGGGCUGCUGAGAGGGCUAGGGGUAAGCUUGUGACUCCGGAGGAGUAUUUCAAGGUGAAUCCUCUUGUAUUGGAGUAA